AAAGAUACCAUUUUCCGAAGAAGCAACAAAAAUUUGCUUCAUCUCUGUUUGUUUAAUAGCAAACGUUUUAAUUAGUGAUUUAAUUCAGUGUUUUAAUAUUAUUAAGGAUUUUUUUAAAACUGUGUUCAACUGAUACAACCUGCAAGUGAUAAUCUGAUCAAAAAUGAAUUCAGCUUCAGUGAAACAAGUUACUGUUACCCAUCCUGGAGGGAGUAAAGCUAAACCAACUGCAGGUAAAAAGAAGCACUCUUUGCAAGCUGACCAUUUAGAUGCUGAGAAAAGAUUACAGCAAUGCAAAGAGGAAGGCUCAAAGCGACUCGAUCUCACAAAAUGCAGUAUCACAACUCUACCUGGGUCCAUCAAGGAAUUAACUCACCUUACUGAGCUUUACCUUUACCAGAACAAAUUGACAAAUUUACCCCACGAGAUUGGUUGUCUUGUUAACCUUGAGAAAUUAGCUGUUAAUGAAAAUAUUUUGGUUGGAUUGCCCGACUCCCUUGUCGAUUUAAAACGGAUCAAAGUUCUUGAUUUGAGACACAACAAACUCAAUGAGAUUCCUCCAGUUGUUUAUCAAUUGACUUCAUUAUCUAUUUUGCAUCUACGAUAUAAUAGGAUAAAAGUGGUUGCUGAGGAAAUCGCUAAUUUAACCAAUUUAACCAUCUUGAGUCUUCGGGAGAACAAAAUAAGAGAAUUACCUGCUGGCAUUGGCCGUUUGGUUAAUUUAGCAACCCUAGAUGCAUCAAAUAAUCACCUUGAACGUUUGCCACCUGAAAUUGGUGACUGCACUCAGCUAAAUAACCUUGAUGUUCAACAUAAUGAGCUUGCCGAUAUUCCAGCCACCAUUGGUUUUCUAGUGAAUUUAACCAGAUUAGAAUUGAGAUAUAACAGACUGCAGUCGAUUCCAGAAUCUCUUAGCAAUUGUGUACAAAUCACAGAAUUUAAUAUUGAAAAUAAUGCUCUGUCGUCUCUACCUGAUGGCCUCUUGUCUAGUCUGUCAAAUUUGACAAGUCUAACCCUUUCUCGGAAUCAGUUUUCUUCUUAUCCUGCUGGCGGUCCAUCUCAAUUCUGUAAUGUUGAUUCGAUCAACAUGGAGCACAAUAGAAUUAAUCGCAUACCUUAUGGAAUUUUUUCAAAAGCUAAAAAUUUGACAAAAUUGAAUAUGAAAGACAAUCAAUUGACUGCACUUCCUCUUGAUAUUGGUACCUGGGAAAAUAUGGUUGAAUUAAAUCUAGGAACUAAUCAAUUAUCAAAUUUACCUGAUGAUAUUGGACGUUUGGAAAACCUUGAAGUUCUCAUAUUGAGUAAUAAUACCCUUAAAAAAUUACCCUCGACAAUAGGACGUCUCAAUAGUCUCAAGGUUUUGGAUUUGGAAGAGAAUAAACUAGAAUUGCUUCCCAAUGAAAUUGGCUCGUUACGUGAAUUAAGGAAAUUGAUAUUACAAAGUAAUCAGUUGCAAAUGUUACCAAGAGCAAUUGGACGGCUUUUUAAUCUUGAAUAUUUAAGUGUAGGAGAAAACAAUCUGACUUCUAUUCCUGUUGAAAUCGGUACGUUGGAAAAGUUGGAGACUCUUUAUAUUAAUGAUAAUCGAAAUUUACACAAUUUACCCUAUGACCUGGCUCUUUGCUCAAGCUUACAAAUCAUGAGCAUCGAGAAUUGUCCUCUCUCCGAGAUACCUGCUGAAAUAGUCAAUGGUGGCCCAUCACAUGUAAUCCAAUAUUUAAGGAUGAAAGGCCCAUACCGUUCCAUGUGAAAGAAGACACAAAUUAUCUUAAAAUGUUUAUAAAUUUGGUUUCAUGCCAAUCCACUUUCCUUGUUAUUAUAGCCAUUCCUAAAGCCAUCAACCUUUUCUCUCUCACAUACACAUUUUGAAACAACACAACAAACAAGACACACAUUUCACACAAAAAUCGCUCAUUUGUUGCCAAAAUGAUCAGUCUUCUUGACAACUUUUAGCCAAUUUAUUCAUCUUUUUUUGUAAACAGUAAUCUUCAUUGUUAUUAAUCUAUUUUGGUUCUCUCAUCCAUCCAAAAAAAAUGUUAAAUCUUGGACCUUCCGAUUAAUGAUUGCUGACGAUCGAACCAUCAUAGACGCUAUUAAGCUGAAGAAGAAUUGGAUCGAGCUGUGGUAUUCACAGAUUCAUAAGUCUAUUGAUAAAACAGAAAAAAAAAACUCGAUUCACGAUCAUCUCCUUAUAUUUAUUUUACCAGUCGAUUUGUUGAUUUUAAACCUCAAACUUGGACCUGCCAUAUUCAAUGUCUGAACUUGAAUUAAAACUUUGAUUGAAGCUUUCUCAAA
Molecule: messenger RNA, 2295 nt
Organism: Tetranychus urticae (two-spotted spider mite)
Lineage: Eukaryota; Metazoa; Arthropoda; Arachnida; Trombidiformes; Tetranychidae
Gene: Sur-8
Product: leucine-rich repeat protein shoc-2
Cellular component (GO): cytoplasm
Molecular function (GO): protein binding
Source: RefSeq, a predicted model, not a curated record